Messenger RNA from Castor canadensis (American beaver), 2922 nucleotides. It is a transcript of the gene Gnl1, whose product is annotated as G protein nucleolar 1 (putative). The record is from RefSeq and is a predicted model, not a curated record. NCBI's taxonomy places the organism in Eukaryota, Metazoa, Chordata, Mammalia, Rodentia, Castoridae. Gene Ontology annotation, molecular function: GTP binding; GTPase activity.
AACUGCCUCCCUCGGUCUGUGCAAGGCAUGGCGGCAACCUUAAGCCUUCUCUCUGCCGCGCUUCUUUAAGCGGUUAAUUUUUUUUCUCUUCCCCCCACACUGAAAAGCACAACCAGCCCCUUACAGUGUGCCCAUAGAGUCGACGGGCUUUCAAAGAGCCAGAAGGCCCCAGACCGAAGGGCUGUCGCAUCCUAAGAUCGCCACAUCCGGUCCCUGGUUACUAUGGUAACAGCUGGAGGCACAACUUUGUGCCCUCUGACCUCUCUCCAAAAGUCCUUGUCCCACCUGGGUUUCUGUUCUUGCUCGCGCUUGCACUUAUGGUCGGCUGUAAUCCUUAUCAUUGUUCCUACAAAGAAUUUGGGUCACAGCAGGUCGGCCCCCAGGACUCUUCAGACCGCCGUCCGCCCGUUAAGACCUCUGACCGUGCCGGAGUGUAGCCCAGCAACUUAGCUUCAUUCCUUGGACUCGCAUUCUCAGCUUUCCACUGAGGCCAAGCUUGGGAGUUGGUAGCAUUGCUUCCGCGAGUCCACACCCUCUUUUCCCCCCAGGGUAGUAGGGCCCGCCCACCGCUCCGCCGCCCCCUCCAGGUGAGUGGUAGCUUCUCCAGGAGCGCAAGGUAGUGAUGACACGCAUCCCCCCGUCUCCGCGCGCAAGUUGGUAGCGCCCGUGACGGAGUUAGCCCGAUCCUCCCACGCGCGCCUCCUUCCUCGCAGCCGCCGCGCUUCUCCGUACCACUGGCUCUCAUGUGACGGUAGCCCACCCCGCAUCACCCUCCCGCCUCGUUCCUAGAGAGGAGUGACUCCGUUUCCUCCGUCCGCCUUCCAUUCUGGCAGCCGCUGCGUCUGUCGGGCCCGCCCGCUGACGUCAUCUGCUAGCCCCGCCUCCUCAAGGGUCCUGGGCCCUUGUGGCGGGGGCUGUCCGGGGGGAGUCAGUUGAGGCGGCGGGAGCUCGGCGAAGGGCGGGCCAGGUGACUGGUCCGGGCCAUGCCGAGGAAGAAGCCCUUCAGCGUGAAGCAGAAGAAGAAGCAGUUGCAGGACAAGCGGGAGCGGAAGCGAGGGCUUCAAGAUGGGCUACGCUCCAGUUCCAACAGCCGCAGCGGGAGCCGAGAGCGGCGGGAGGAGCAGACCGACACCUCAGACGGGGAAUCUGUGACCCAUCACAUCCGUAGGCUCAACCAGCAGCCUUCCCAGGGCCUGGGCCCGAGAGGCUACGACCCAAAUCGAUACCGGCUGCAUUUUGAACGAGACAGUCGCGAAGAGGUGGAGAGGAGAAAGAGAGCAGCUAGAGAGCAAGUGCUACAGCCGGUCAGUGCUGAAGUGCUGGAGUUGGACAUCCGGGAAGUCUAUCAGCCUGGCUCAGUCCUGGACUUUCCUCGACGUCCUCCUUGGAGCUAUGAGAUGUCUAAGGAACAACUAAUGAGCCAGGAGGAACGGAGCUUCCAGGAAUAUCUUGGGAAGAUACAUGGGUCUUACACUUCGGAGAAACUCAGCUACUUUGAGCACAAUCUGGAGACGUGGAGGCAGCUGUGGCGUGUAUUAGAGAUGUCCGACAUUGUCUUGCUCAUCACUGAUAUCCGACAUCCAGUUGUGAAUUUCCCACCAGCACUUUAUGAGUAUGUAACUGGAGAACUUGGAUUGGCCUUGGUGUUGGUCUUGAACAAGGUGGAUUUGGCUCCUCCUGCUCUUGUGGUUGCCUGGAAGCAUUAUUUCCACCAACACUAUCCCCAGCUCCACAUUGUCCUUUUUACCUCUUUUCCUCGGGACCCCCGCACCUCACAGGAGCCUAGUAGCGUUUUGAAGAAAAGUCGGCGGCGGGGGAGAGGGUGGACUCGGGCCCUGGGACCAGAGCAGUUGCUGAGAGCCUGUGAAGCCAUCACUGCGGGGAAAGUGGACUUGAGCAGCUGGCGGGAGAAGAUUGCUCGGGAUGUGGCUGGGGCCACCUGGGGUAAUGGUUCCGGAGAGGAGGAGGAAGAGGAGGAUGGGCCUGCAGUUCUGGUGGAGCAGCAGACUGACUCAGCAAUGGAGCCCACUGGCCCAACCCGGGAGCGCUAUAAGGACGGUGUGGUGACCAUCGGCUGUGUGGGUUUCCCCAAUGUAGGGAAGUCCUCGUUAAUCAACGGGCUUGUGGGACGGAAGGUUGUGAGUGUCUCCAGAACCCCGGGACACACCCGAUACUUUCAGACCUACUUUCUCACCCCCUCUGUGAAACUCUGUGAUUGCCCCGGCCUCAUCUUCCCCUCCCUGCUGCCCAGGCAGUUGCAGGUCCUGGCUGGAAUCUACCCCAUUGCCCAGAUUCAGGAGCCCUACACAGCAGUGGGUUUCCUGGCCUCUCGGAUCCCUGUGCAGGCCCUACUCCACCUGCGCCACCCAGAGGCUGAGGAUCCCUCUGCUGAACACCCCUGGUGUGCCUGGGAUAUCUGUGAAGCCUGGGCAGAGAAACGUGGUUACAAGACAGCCAAGGCGGCUCGGAAUGAUGUGUAUAGAGCAGCUAACAGCCUCCUGCGACUGGCAGUGGAUGGCCGCCUCAGCCUGUGUUUCCAUCCUCCGGGCUACAGUGAACAGAAAGGCACCUGGGAGUCUCAUCCAGAGACCACGGAGCUGGUGGUUUUGCAGGGCAGGGUGGGACCAGCAGGUGACGAGGAGGAGGAGGAAGAGGAAGAGCUGAGCAGCUCCUGUGAGGAGGAGGGAGAGGAGGACCGGGAUGCGGAUGAGGAGGGAGAAGGGGAUGAGGACACCCCAACCUCAGCUCCAGGGUCCUGCCUGGCUGCCCGAAACCCUUACGCCCUGCUGGGCGAGGGUGAGUGCUGAGUCCUCACCCAGGGCCACCUUCCCUCCCAAUGUCUUUGCUUUUGGACUGAUCUGGAGGCAUCUCCCCUCUGCCACUCUGAUUGUGAAUAAAGAUUGUCUGCUUUGUAGCCCCUUC